AUGGCUAACCACGCAGACUUGCAUCUCCGCCAUGGUGCUGACCUUUGCACUUUGCCUGGGCCUUGUCGCGACCGUCUACUAUGUGCUGAAUCCCAUGGAAGCUAUGCGGAGAAACUAGAGAGUGCUCUAAAGACAGUGUACGGCAACAAUGCCUUCUCUCGCCUCUUCAACGGCAACGUGCAACACCACGGUAUCCUCAACGUUAUCGGAGACACGGCCAGGAUUCUUGGGCACAUGGCCCGCAUGCGGACUCUGUUACCGCUGCUGAAAAAAAUGGAGAGAAAUUACGCCAUGUCUCGUCCGGGUUUGAAGAGCAGCCUCGCCGUUGCGGUGGAGAUGACCAAACAGGCUCAGCUUAGAAACCUUCCCGGUCUCCUUGAAGAGAUUGCACGCAUGGGCGUUGAUAUCCUGGUGGCACGAACGCACAUCUCGUUCUGGGACAUCGACGAGCACAAGGCCAUGGCAGGAGGCACGAUGUGGAAGAAUCCCAGACUAAUAGACAAACCUUCGCUGUCCUCCACUCUGGAACAACUCCAGAGUCUGCUUCCCAUUCCCAAGACCCUGAUGCUCUCCAUGACCUGCGGGGUGUCUUCCUUCACGUUGUCUUCAGCGGUCGAACAGAACGACACCGGCAGCAACGUGAUUCAGCAGAAACCCGUCGGCUUCACUGUGGAGAAUUACAACCAAGUGUGUGGACGGACACGCACGAUCCAAUAUCCAGAGAUCUUCGCCGUGAGUCAAGGGCGAGACGUCAGACACGUCUACAUCUACGACACACCGGAAUCCAUGAGUAUGAAGGCGAAUCUCACUUCUGGCAACUUAAUCGAGCGCGGUCUUGCCCCCGAUUUGGGCUGGGCUGUUUUUGACCUGCAAUUUGACGACUGCGGGAACGACAGACGAUUCGAGCGACUCUGGCGUCUACGACACGCGAUGAGUCGAAGAGGUUGCCCCGGCAGCACAUGUCACGGACACCGUGAUUCUUUGAAUGUCACGACGGUCACGUAGAACGUAUUAAUCAAUUAACCCUUCCCCCAAUUUAGCCACAAGGAUGAUUCGUAUUGACCAGUGUUAGGAGACGCAUCAAGUUUAUUAAUAAAGAAAUGUACGUGU
Molecule: messenger RNA, 1110 nt
Organism: Ornithodoros turicata
Lineage: Eukaryota; Metazoa; Arthropoda; Arachnida; Ixodida; Argasidae
Exons: 7
Coding region: 1-1005 (334 amino acids)
Source: RefSeq, a predicted model, not a curated record